Molecule: messenger RNA, 2422 nt
Organism: Rhodamnia argentea
Lineage: Eukaryota; Viridiplantae; Streptophyta; Magnoliopsida; Myrtales; Myrtaceae
Product: protein PTST homolog 2, chloroplastic
Exons: 8
Coding region: 231-1901 (556 amino acids)
Source: RefSeq, a predicted model, not a curated record
UCCUGCUCUGGGACGCCGACGCGCGUCCCGCUGUGCCUUAAUUAACCGUCACGCUUUUCCGUAGCAUUGUUCGUUGCUUGCCCCGCUCGCUCUCUCGUCUUGUUUGUAGUACAGCCGGUGCCUUCUUCCCAUCUCCCUUUGCUUCUCGCGCGCGCUUUUCUUGUUGCUACCGUUUCAGCUCUCCGUUUUGUUCAGCUCGUGCACCAAUUGUUCGGCGAAAUGCCUGAACCAUGCUCUCCUCCAAUCUGGCUUCCACCCACCUCGUCAUCCUACGUCAUUUCUUCCUAGACACCGGUGCUCGUGCUUAUCCGCCUCCCCUCCUCUUGGUCUUCGACCCAAGAACCAGAAGGAGAGCUCGGGCGGAGGUCUUGACGUUGAAUCUCGUCUCGCCUUUGAAGAGCGGUUCGUCGCUGGGGAUACCCGAUAUCGGUAGGAGGAACCGUCGUACUGUUUGUGGAGUUUCUGGGUUUGUGAGGAGGUGCAAGAGGAACGAGGAAAGGGAAGGGGAUUGGGAUUUGGAGGGUGAGAUUUUUGAAUUCAUGAGGGAUUCUGGGAACCCCGACUUAUUUCCCACCAAGAAACAGCUGAUUAAUGCGGGGAGGAUGGACUUGGUCGAAGCUAUUCUGAGGCAAGGUGGAUGGCUUUCGUUGGGCUGGGAUUUGGAUGUCGAGGACGAAAGUAUGGUUCUGGAUGACUCUGACUUUCGGGAUGUUGGGUCUGUGAAAUCGGACGAUUUUGACUACGGGGUACUUCAAGAAAGGAUUAAUAUGAAUCAAGAGAGCUUGACUUCGGAGGCCAAUGACAGCACGGGGUUUUCUCCAUUUUCUUCUAAUUUCUCCGGUUCAGUUUCUUCGACUUGUGGAUCAACGGGAUGUUUAUCCGAGGAUAACUCUGGUAUAGAAGGCAUACUGAGUCGGUUGGAGAAAGAGAGAGAUAUGACAUUCGGUGUUGGAUUGAGAGGGAAGGGAAGUAAUGUUAGAGAUGAUUGGCUUGGCAGAACUCAAGCUGAAGAAACAGUUGCUAGAUGUGAAAGUAGCAGUGAAUCUACCUCAUUAAACUCCAAGGAUAUGAUCAAUGAGACAAGGAGAAAUUUCAGUCAACAGAGGAGUCCCUUGGAUGUUAAUAUUUCAACAAACUCACUUCAGCCAGAUACAUGGAGAACAUGGAGUUCUCAAAGGGUCGGAUGUGUAAAUCCAGAUUUUGAAGCUGCUGAUAUAGAUGUCACAGCAUAUGGAGUCAAUAAAGACAAGAAGUUCGAAAAAAGUGAUAUUCUUAAAUUGAGGGAGAUAGAUGGUGAUCUUUUGGGCAGACAGAAAGAUUCUAACUUUUCUGCUGGAGAAGGUAAUCACAAUUUCAUAAAGGAUCGGCUUCAGCACCUAGAGUUGGAGCUUUCAUCUGUACUUAGUUCCUUGCGAUCUAAAUCAACCAUGGAUGAGCAGGAGAAUCUCGAGAGCAUCUCUGAUGACCUGCAUAAACUUUCUGAUGCUUGGGAGUUUCAAGAAAAUGAGAUCAUGAAUGCCAAAGACAAAUUGCGUUCUAUGCGUGCAAAGUUAGCUGUUCUUGAAGGAAAGAUGUCUCUGGCGAUAAUAGAUGCUCACAAGAUUGCAGAAGAGAAACAGAGGAGGAUUGAUGAUGCUCGUAACGCUCUACGACUUCUUCGAACAGCUUGCAUAGUCUGGCCAAAUUUAGCCACAGAGGUGCUCUUAGCUGGGUCAUUUGAUGGUUGGGCCACCCAGAGACAGAUGGAGAAGUCAAGCACCGGAGUUUUCUCUGUUUGCCUCCAAUUGUAUCCUGGAAGAUAUGAGAUAAAGUUCAUAGUCGAUGGAGUAUGGAGGAUCGAUCCGUUGCGGCCAAUCGUUCAUAACAACGGAUAUGAGAAUAACGUGCUCAUUAUCACAUAGCUAUCCAAAAGAGAGAGAGAGCUGACAAACAUUUGCACGAGAAGAUUGUUCAUCUUUUGACCGAUGGAGGAUGAUUACAUAGAACUUUCUGCCCUUCUCUUUCACACAAUUGUAAAGUUAAGCCGGGUUUUUGAUAUAUAUGUUUUAACCACAUUGAUUGCCAUCUUAUUCUAAUGAAGGAAUUUCUACCUGUUUCUCUUGGAAAAGAAUGCUGAUACUUUUCACUCUUGUACCUCGUUCAAAUGUUACAGUCUCGGAAUGGAAGUUGGUCGAUGAUUAAUGAGCAAGUGUCAAAAAGUCGAGACGGCAAUAAACGAGUCUGAUGCUAACAUCUACAAGUACAACUCGGUACGUGGCCAAGCCAGCGUAACUUGAGCAAGAAAGAAAAAUGCCAAAAACCGAAUCUGUUUCCCUUGUCUCAUCAGUCAGAAUUGCAUUGUCUUUGUGGAGAUUUCUCUCCACGUCCUGUACAUUUGGAGGAUGAUUUCUAUAAUUUGGCAGACCGAUGAAACGGGUGCCUU